Penicillium brevicompactum is the source of this 729-nucleotide messenger RNA. RefSeq names its product Rab family GTPase YPT7 (gene rab7). Gene Ontology annotation, biological process: regulation of vacuole fusion, non-autophagic. The transcript is spliced from 5 exons. Gene Ontology annotation, cellular component: vacuole; late endosome; phagocytic vesicle. The record is from RefSeq and is a predicted model, not a curated record. NCBI's taxonomy places the organism in Eukaryota, Fungi, Ascomycota, Eurotiomycetes, Eurotiales, Aspergillaceae. The coding region runs from base 1 to 729 and encodes 242 amino acids. Gene Ontology annotation, molecular function: GTPase activity; GTP binding.
AUGGCGUCAAGGAAGAAGGUUCUCCUCAAGGUACAAUCUCCGCUCCUGCUCCGUGUUAUCAUCCUUGGUGACAGUGGCGUCGGAAAAACCAGUUUGAUGAAUCAAUAUGUCAACAAGAAGUUCAGCGGAAGCUAUAAAGCUACUAUUGGAGCUGAUUUUCUCACAAAGGAGGUCCUCGUUGACGACCGACUGGUGACUAUGCAGAUCUGGGAUACUGCUGGUCAAGAACGUUUCCAGUCAUUAGGAGUUGCGUUCUACCGUGGAGCCGAUUGCUGCGUGCUUGUCUACGACGUGAACAACUCCAAGAGUUUCGAAGCCUUGGACAGCUGGAGGGAUGAGUUCCUGAUCCAGGCGAGCCCCCGGGACCCUGAAAGCUUCCCAUUCGUAAGUGGAGAUCUUGCAUUCUUGUCUUGUGUCUCGUGCCUCGCCGGCAAGAAUGAUACGUUGGUCCGUGCUAACUGUCAUGUGCAGGUGGUCAUUGGUAACAAGAUCGAUGUGGAGGAGAACAAACGGAUGAUCUCCUCAAAACGGGCCAUGACGUUCUGUCAGUCCAAGGGCAACAUCCCUUACUUCGAAACCAGUGCCAAGGAAGCCGUCAACGUGGAGCAAGCAUUUGAAGUCAUCGCAAGAAGCGCACUUGCCCAGGAAGAAGCUGAAGAGUUCAGUGGUGAAUUCAGCGACCCGAUCAACAUUCAUCUGGACAAUGACCGUGAUGGCUGCGCCUGUUGA